ACAACACCAACCAACUGCAGAUUUGUAUUUUUAUACAUGGCGAUGACGAUGACGAUGAUGAAUCAAUGGAUGGAUAUGAGUAAAUACUAACAAAUCCAGACAAGUCGGUGGCUGAGAGAGAACCUCCGAUUCUCCCUAUGCCGGUGCCGGCUUCCGAAGCUUAAGCGAGUCAACUCGCCCGCGUCUCGCCCACGGAGGAUUCGAGUUGCCGGAGUGGAGGAUCGCAGGAGUCUGCGUGGAGAAGAGGUUUUAGAGAGACGGAGGAGGGAGGAGGAGGAGGAUGAUGAACGCGACUGGUUACGGCGGAUUUGAAAGGGAUUGCUUGAGGAAACACCACGCGCACGCGCCGGCGGAGAAUCAAUGCAGCUCCUUUCUGAUCAGGCACAUCAAAGCACCUGUGAAUCUCGUAUGGUCAUUGGUGAGAAGGUUCGAUCAGCCACAGAGGUACAAACCCUUCAUCAGCAGGUGCAUUGCCGAAGAGAGCCUUAAGAUUGGUAGUCUUAGAGAAGUUGAUGUGAAGACAGGUCUUCCUGCCACGACAAGCACCGAAAGGUUGGAGGUUCUUGACGAUGACGAGCAUGUCCUCAGUGUGAGGAUUGUUGGUGGCGAUCACAGACUUCGUAAUUAUUCAUCAGUCAUCUCUGUGCAUCCGGAGGUUAUAGAUGGAAGGGCUGGAACGCUGGUGAUCGAGUCGUUUGUGGUGGACGUGCCAGAAGGGAACACGAACGAUGAAACGUGCUACUUCGUUGAGGCAUUGAUCAAAUGCAAUCUGAAAUCUCUUGCUGAUGUUUCUGAACGGCUUGCUGCAGUCCAGGACGGCAUGCCAGAAGAAGAAACCAUAGACACUGNCCGAAAGGUUGGAGGUUCUUGACGACGACGAGCAUGUCCUCAGUGUGAGGAUUGUUGGUGGCGAUCACAGACUUCGUAAUUAUUCAUCGGUCAUCUCUGUGCAUCCAGAGGUUAUAGAUGGAAGGGCUGGAACGCUGGUGAUCGAGUCGUUUGUGGUGGACGUGCCAGAAGGGAACACGAACGAUGAAACGUGCUACUUUGUUGAGGCAUUGAUCAAAUGCAACCUGAAAUCUCUUGCUGAUGUUUCUGAACGGCUUGCUGCAGCAGUCCAGGACGGCAUGCCAGAAGAUGAAACCAUAGACACUGUUGGGUAAAAAUCCGGUGGCCGUGACCGCUUAUGUGUAUAUGCUUGACACAUUUGGGUGUUUCUUUGGUUAGCUUUGUGUUUUUGCUUAGGUGUUUGUCCAUGUUUCUACUAGGUUAGGUUUUUCAAGUCCCACGGGCUCUCUGAUUGAUUUAGACACCACCACCCCAUUGAAUUAGAGGUGUUAAACAUUUAGUGGUAAACAAGAACGUGGCCUGUGCGUCCUUUUUCUCAUGUCUUCUCUUUAUAGAAUUAUUGUGCAGUUUGAUUACAUGUGAAAAUCCCUUGUUUAGUUACAUGAUUGUGGUCAGUCCUUAGAAACCAGCAAUGGAUAUAAUCGAAUGAAAACUGUUAGAAUUA
Cuscuta campestris is the source of this 1513-nucleotide messenger RNA. NCBI's taxonomy places the organism in Eukaryota, Viridiplantae, Streptophyta, Magnoliopsida, Solanales, Convolvulaceae. The record is from the annotation of a GenBank genome assembly.